This is a messenger RNA of Trichoderma asperellum CBS 433.97, 1275 nucleotides long. Lineage: Eukaryota; Fungi; Ascomycota; Sordariomycetes; Hypocreales; Hypocreaceae. The record is from RefSeq and is a predicted model, not a curated record.
AUGGCCAUCCUGACAUUCACCCUCAGCGAGGAGGGCGUAACGGCGUUUCGCGACGCCCUCAAUUGCUUAAGCAAGUUUAGCGAAGAUGUAUCCAUCGAAGCGCGAAAAGAUUCGUUCUUCCUAUCUACAAUGAACACAUCAAAGUCAGCCUACGCGAGCUUCCGGUUUGCGACCAACCGGUUUUUUGGGCGCUAUCAGUACCAAGCCACAGGACAGUUUCAAGACAAGUUCUACUGCUCCAUGUACAUAAGAGGCUUAAUCUCUCUCUUCCGCAGCAGAUCUGGAGUGGAGUCUCGGGGAGAUGUAGACAAACAAACCAUCAUAGAUCGGUGCGACAUCGCCAUUGAAGAUGGAGAAGGCGUCAAAAGCCGUUUUAUUGCCCGCAUAAUUUUUAGGAAUGGACUGACAGCUACCCAUCGACUCCCGUUUGAAGUCAGCAUGCCGGUGCACGCCAAAUUCAACAGGCAGGAAGCCCUAUAUCACUGGAGUAUCUCAUCAAGAACAUUGAAGCAGCUGGUGGAUCACUUUGGGCCUGGAACAGAGUAUCUCGAGGUCAACACCGAUGGCGACCAUGUUAACUUCACUUGCUUUAGCGAGAAGACUAUUAGCGACGAUGCGGUUCUUAAGAAACCUCUGCAUACCUCGAUUUCUGUUGAAACAGACGAAUUCGACGACAUUGACGUAGAGGACAAGCUCCAAAUCGUCGUCUCCAUCAAGGACAUUCGAGCAAUUACUCAGCACGCAGCCAUUACUGGCAACGCCAUUGCCGCACGAUAUUCCCUUCCUGCACGACCAAUGCAAUUAUCGUACGCCAGCGACGCCAUCUCUUGCGAAUUCCUCAUCAUGACAGUAGGUGAGCGAGGAGGCAAUCCUGCGCAAAGGACCAAAAAGGCCCGUAAGGGCGCCUCAAGUAGCAACAACCAUAUCCCGCCACAUCUAGAAGCCACUUCACGCCGCACAAGCGCAGCACCUUCGCAAACCUCGGCUGAAAUUCAGCGACAACAAUCCGAAAUGCCACCACCGGCAUCAUCACGGCAGCCAUCGAACCCAACCCCUCGGUUGAGUGCUGCUAAAGCGAGCGCCUCACGCAUUGGCGCUUUUGAUUUCCGACCUUCACAGAGACCACCGCCGCCUACACUGAGAUCUGAAAGCCUCUUUGUCGACGAUGAGGCGUGGGAGCCCGUUAGGGACGAGGAUGAGGACGGUGAUGAAAAUGCAAGAUUGGAAUGGGAUCAUAGUGCUGACCCUGUAAGUGACCUGGUGAAUUGCUGGUAA